Armigeres subalbatus is the source of this 1102-nucleotide messenger RNA. It is a transcript of the gene SrpRbeta, whose product is annotated as signal recognition particle receptor subunit beta. NCBI's taxonomy places the organism in Eukaryota, Metazoa, Arthropoda, Insecta, Diptera, Culicidae. Bases 176 to 907 code for a protein of 243 amino acids. The record is from RefSeq and is a predicted model, not a curated record. The transcript has 3 exons.
AAAAAGAAAAGCGGCUGACGUUCUCACAAACUGUCAUCAGACGUGGUCAUCAUCGUUUCGUUUUCUCCGUGCCGUGAGUGAUCCGUCGUGUGUUUUGCUCCUCUACAUUUUCCAGUUUACUUGCCUAGAUUGCACAUUUUCCCAUCUUUUCCUGCUCAAAAUUGGAUACGGAACCAUGGACGGAUCAGCGGGAACCCCCGGCUCCAAAAGGAGCCCAGCUCCGGAAGGGGAUUUGGACCAGACGCCAAUCUUUCUUGCGGUACUCGUCGUGCUCAUUACUCUCAUGCUCUUGUACGUGUGGAAGAAGAAACGCACGGCGCGGUCAGAUGUGCUGCUAAUGGGCCUAUGCGAUUCGGGCAAGACGCUACUGUUUUCACAUCUCAUUUUGGACGAUGAAAAGGAGACGUUUACCUCGAUCAAGGAGAACCUGGGCUAUCUAACAACGUCCAGCGGCGAGCUACGGCUGGUAGAUGUUCCCGGUCAUGAACGGUUACGUGGGAAAUUUUUCGAUCAGUACAAAAAUUUGUCGAAGGCGAUCGUUUUUGUGAUUGAUAGCGUAACGGUGCAGAAAGAUAUCCGGGAUGUGGCUGAUUUUCUGUAUACCAUUCUUGCCGAUAAAGCUACGACUAACUUGCCGGUGAUUAUUCUAUGUAAUAAACAGGACGAAACGUUGGCUAAGGGAGAGGGAGUCAUAAAGAGUUUGCUGGAAAAGGAAAUAAAUCUAGUUCGUCAGACGCGUACCAGUCAACUACAGUCGGUGGACGCCAACAGUGCUGAUGCUGUAUUUCUCGGUAAAUCAGAUAAGGAUUUCGAAUUCGGUCAGCUUUCGCAAAAGGUGAAGCUGGUAGCCUGUUCAGCAAAGGAGUGCCAACUCGAUGAUCUGAAUGCAUUUUUGGAUAGUUUAUAAGAAUGGAACGAUAAGACUUAGGCUUGUAUUUUUUCUUACCAGUAAUCUAAUUAUUUAAGGGUAGUGCAGGCAGUAACUAGGGUAGGUUUUUUAGAUUUUUUCUCUUUUUUUAUCUCGUAUCGAAGAUGGUUCAUGUUAUUUAUCUUUCUAUUAAUCCAGUGUGUCCCACUUUCUUAAAUACAGCUCGGAAAACGA